GAGGGGAUGGGCAGAAAGAGCCGGAGCGACUUUAUGGAGGAAUGUGCGUGUUCAGUGGAUGGACUGAUUGCACCAUAGCCCGCUCUUGACAGGAAGUGAGAGGGGCACCCGAGGAAUACGCCAACAUUAUCAUCAUCCUUGGCCACGGUCGUCCACUCCGUUUUGGGGAAAAGCAGCCCAUGACUGGGACUGGGAAGAGAGGCUAAACAGAUGAACCUCUCCGGGGGGUCAUGAGCUGAAUCACCCCUUCGCUUGCCCGCCAGAACAUGGGGAGCGUAAGCAGCCUCAUUACCAGCGACGAAAUCAACAGUAAGCACUGCAAAGCAUCAGAGUUGAGGUUGAAAAACAGAACAAAUCAGCCGAGACGCAAUGGAGGUUGCAGCCUUGAUGGCUUACUGAAGUGUGGCUUCUCCUCCUCCCCCGUCCACCUCCCCAAAGGCCUCUCCUACUCCCGGUCGGGACGUAGCGAGGACUUUUUCUACAUCAAGGUGAGCCAUAAACCGAGGCCCGCGAACCACAGAGGAGGAUCAACGGUCGGCUGCAUCAGUAGCAGGAACGGAGAGGAAAAAUCUGACGUGCGACCGAAACUGAUGUUCAUGUCAGGGACUGACGGGACCACUGCUGAGAAGUCGCUGGUCCGGUCCACUGCAUACAAGCCUUUAAUUCCUAGGGGUGGAUGCUCCACAGAGUCACAGCGCAACAGCCUGGACCACAUCCUCAGCCGACUGGACAAGCCAAAGAGUCCGGACAUUCGACACAAGCAAGACACCUCCUCUGGUAAUCUGUCGGACUCUGGUCGUAACUCGAUGUCAAGCCUUCCCACACACAGCACCAGCGGUAGCCUAAGUGCUUCCACAGGCCCUGUCAGUCACAUCGAUGGAAGCUCCACUCCCACCAAUUGCCUCCGCAAGGGAGUUCAGCCCAAUUUGUCCCUCUGGGUGAACAGCGGUAGUCAAGAAGGUGGCUACAGGGCUAGUUUGAGCCCAGGGGGCUUGUCAUCAAAGGCUCACCAUGACAGUGGCUCCCCUCUAUCCUCAGACCGGCCGAAACGUCUCUCCGAAACUGUGGGAGGGAGUCGGUCCCCUCUGACGACAGAUGAGUCACUGAUUGAAACGCUGGAACAAAGACUAUUAGAGAGAGAAAAUGAACGGCAGGAGUUACAGGUGAGCUAUGAGGUGAAGGAAGCAGCCACCUGCCAGUUGUUCGAGGACAGACAAAAGUACUGCGCCGCUGAGAUGCAAGAAUUGAACCAGCGAUGCUCUACGACAUUACAACAAGCCUCGCAGAUGGCCGCAAGUAGCCAGCAAGCACUGCAGAUGCAGGUCGGCCAACUCCAGUCAGAAAACGAAAGGCUCAAGGAGGAUCUCGCAAAGCUAAGUCAGGAGCGGGAAGUCGUCGAACAAAAGCUGAGGGGCUACGAGGAGGAGAGCACGCAACUCGCUCCAGCGCUUGAGGAAACUCAGUGGGAGGUGUGCCAGAAAGCAGGAGAGAUCUCCCUUCUGAAGAAGCAGCUGCGAGACAGCCAGGAGGAUGUCAGCCACAAGCUCAAUGAAAUAGUCAGCCUGAGGGCACAACUGAAGGAAAUCACAGCGAAGGCAGAGAUGCUCGAUACGAAGAACAAAGACGGCGGCGACAGGCUGCGCUCUCGCACCAUCGAAGUAGAGGUGUGCCAAAAAGAACUCCAGCGCAAGAAGAAUGAAGCUUACCUGCUGAGAGAAAAAGUGGACAAACUGGAGAAAGACAUUGAGGGAAAGGCCAAAGACCAGAAGCUGCACCAACAACUUGAGCCUUGUGGUCAUACACAAGCCACAGAAAGAGUCACCACGGUCCACAAGACGAGAGAGGAGGCUGAGGGGCAAAACUCCACAAAACUCCUCCAGAAAGAAGUGGAGAGACUGAGGCAACAACUCAACGAGGAGAAGGCAGCUCAGGAGAAGCUCGCGACCAGCUUCGACCAGGAGAGGCGCACGUGGAACAAGGAGAAGGACAAGGUCAUCAAGUACCAGAAGCAGCUCCAGAUCAACUACCUCCAGGUACACAAGAAGAACCAGGACCUGGAACGGCUCAUGAAGGAGCUGACUGCUGAGCUGGAGGUCCAAGCGGAGCUGGGCCUGGAUCUCAAAUACAGCUCAGGGUUACAGACCUACGAUGACAUCAUCGCCACUGAGAUAUGACUGCCUGUUUUCACUUGUACUUGACUGUUGUUGUUGUUCUUGUUGUUUUUCCACAAAAGCCUAUAGAGCAGACACUGGAAGCCAUUGCCAAUGCUAAUUAGUGUUAUUGUACCACUGAACCUUUUUUAAUUAGCAGAUUUCAACUUUUGUCACAUUUAGUUAAAUGAAUCAAAAAUACAAAAUAUAUAAAUUUGUGCUGUAAAAUAUUAAUUUAUUUAAGGUUAUAAAUGUUUUUUACUGCUAUUUUUUCUCUAACUUUUGUCACUGAAAUCAUGUACAAUUUACAAAAUUAUAUAAUAGGAACUUACAUUAAUGACAGUUGAUUAACAUCCGUUUCCACCAGCAUGAAAAUACCUAAAUCAAUAUCCAUCCAUCCAUUUUAUGAGCCGCUUCUCCUCACUAGGGUCACGGGCGUGCUGGAGCCUAUCCCACCUAUCAUCGGGCAGGAGGUUGCCAGCCAAUCGCAGGGCGCAUACAAACAAACAACCAUUCGCACUCACAUUGACACCUAUGGGCAAUUUAGAGUCGUCAAUUAACCUACCAUCAUGUUUUGGGGAUGUGGGAGGAAACCGGAGUGCCCGGAGAAAACCCACGCAGGCACGGGGAGAACAUGCAAACUCCACACAGGAGGGGCCGGGGAUUUAACCCCGGUCCUCAGACACUCUAACCAGUCGACCACCGUUCCGCCCACGAUUCCCACUGAAUUAUAAAAUGCAAUAAAAUCACAGUAACUGUCACUGAAUUUUAGUAAAUCAAGUGUAAGUUGCCUUUUUUUUUUCCUACUUUUAAGGCAUUUUGUCACAGUAAAUUUGAUGAUGAUGAUAUGAUUUAACUUUGGAUAGACAUAGACCAUCAACAUGAUGAUGUCUUUUUUUUAUGUAAAUCAGUGCAAUAAAAAUAAUUUUGGUCUUAUUCCACUAAAAUAUUUAUUAAGUUAUUAUUAUUAUUAUUAUAUUAUUGGAUUUGUUAUUAUUACGUUUUUUUCCUGACACAGAUUAGCAGUAUAAUCUAUUCAUAAUGCAAAUUCGCAUUGUGAUACUCCGCGUGUGUGUGUGUGUGUGUAAGUGUGUGUGUGUGUGUGAGUGAAUGUGUGCAUGUGGGUGUGGGCGUGGAGGCGUGUAUGGGUGAGAGUGUGAGUGUGUGUGGAAGGGAGAGAUUAAUGGGUUCCACUGAGAAUAAAAAUAAAUAAAUCCUAGAGAUGUAGUGGAGAAGAAAUUGGAAAAAGUGCUAUCUCUCCACACAUCUCCAUUUUCUUCAACUUUCUCUACACUGCACAUUCAACGUUUUUCAACUUAUAUGGAAGUAUUCCAGUUGGAUGUAUCAUAAAAAAAACUGUAAAAAUCCCCAAUUAUGUGUUUCAUUGUGCUUCUACUAUUUGGGAUCUUUUUUCCCAUUUAAUAUGCAAAAUAAUAUAAUUUUUUAGAAUGAUUUUUUUGUAAAUUUACUGAAGAUGGGACAUUAUCUAGCUGGGGGAUGGUGGUCAAAAGAGAUUGCUGAUUUAAUGA
Phycodurus eques (leafy seadragon) is the source of this 3679-nucleotide messenger RNA. RefSeq names its product leucine zipper, putative tumor suppressor 1 (gene lzts1). The coding region runs from base 267 to 2174 and encodes 635 amino acids. Lineage: Eukaryota; Metazoa; Chordata; Actinopteri; Syngnathiformes; Syngnathidae. The transcript is spliced from 9 exons. The record is from RefSeq and is a predicted model, not a curated record. Gene Ontology annotation, biological process: regulation of dendrite morphogenesis; regulation of synaptic plasticity. Gene Ontology annotation, cellular component: dendritic spine.